AAUGACGUCAGUGCGGGGAAUAUGGCGUCUGCAGUGUCUAUGGACUCUACAGACAAACAGUAUAUUGAUAUCAAGUUAAAAUAACGACUAAUUAAAGCCGCGGUGGAAUUGUAAAUGGACGAUAAGGAAUCUUCGGCCAUGUUUUUUUAUUGUCCUUUUUCUUGAUCUCGGAUAUAAACCCGCAACACAUGUCAGAAGAAGCCAGGUCUGCCUGGUCAAAGAGGGGUUGUGGGGACUCGCAGCGCCGAGAUCAGGGCAAACAUAAACAGAGGAAAUGUGAGCGUCCCCUCAGCCUGCUGUCAGCUAAGUUCGAGACUGGCCUCGGGGCCCCCAAAAGGUGUGUGAUGUCGGCGGGGGAGGUGGAGAUGUACCUGUCCCAGGUGCAUGAUGGGAGCGUGUCCUCAGGGUUUCGGGCGCUCUACGAGGAGAGACUCCUAUUGGACGUCACACUGCUCAUAGAGGAACACCACUUCCAGGCUCACAAAGCCCUGCUAGCGACCCAGAGUGACUACUUCCGGGUCAUGUUCACAGCAGACAUGAGAGAGAGAGACCAGGACAAGAUCCACAUGAAGGGGUUAACAGCUGCCGGCUUCGGCCACGUACUGAGGUUCAUGUACUACGGUUCACUGGAGCUCAGCAUGGUCACUGUGCAGGAGAUACUACAGGCAGCCAUGUACGUCCAGCUGACAGAGGUGGUAGAGUUCUGUUGUUCCUUCCUGCUGUCUAAGAUCUGUCUGGAGAACUGUGCUGAAGUGCUGAGGCUGCUGGAGGACUUCAGCGUGGGGGUGGAGGGUGUGCAAGAGCAGCUUGACAACUUCCUGCUGGAGAACUUUGUUCCUCUGAUGAGCAGACCUGACUUCCUGUCCUACCUCAGCCUUGAGAGACUGCAGGCGUACCUGGACAGUGAUGCCCUGAGUCGCUUCCCGGAGAUAGAGCUUUAUGAGUCUGUCCAGGCCUGGCUACGACACGACCGCCGCCGCUGGAGACACACAGACUCUGUCGUCCAGUCUCUACGCUUCUGUCUGAUGACUGCUGCUAAUGUCUUUGAGAAGGUGAAGACGUCAGAGUUCUAUCGUUACUCUCGACGGCUGCGUCAGGAGGUGGACCAGGCUCUCGGCUACUUCCACGACGUCAACGAGCAGCCGCUGGUCGAGACGCGGUCCAACCGCAUCCGCUCAGUCCGACCACAGACCGCCGUGUUCAGGGGCAUGAUCGGACACAGCAUGGUCAACAGCAAGAUCCUACUGCUGCACAAACCCAAGGUGUGGUGGGAGUUGGAAGGUCCCCAGGUCCCUCUCCGUCCAGAUUGCUUGGCCAUCGUCAACAACUUUGCUUUCCUGUUGGGUGGGGAGGAGCUAGGGCCUGACGGGGAGUUCCACGCCUCCUCUAAAGUCUACCGUUACGACCCCCGCCAGAACUCCUGGCUACGCAUGGCCGACAUGUCUGUACCCAGGUCAGAGUUUGCAGUGGGGGUCAUUGGUAAGUUUAUCUACGCUGUUGCUGGCCGGACGCGGGACGAGACGUUCUACUCCACGGAGCGCUAUGACAUCACGGCGGACCGCUGGGAAUUUGUGGACCCGUACCCGGUCAACAAGUACGGUCAUGAGGGCACAGUCCUAAACGGUAAACUCUACAUCACAGGAGGAAUCACAUCCUCAUCCACCUCCAAACAGGUGUGUGUGUUUGACCCUGGGCGAGACGCAGGGGGAGGGGUGUGUUUAGCGGGCUCGGGGGGAGCAGGAACGACGGACACACAAAGGACACGCUCAGCUCGCACCCCCAUCCUCCCCAGCACACACACCAGCUGCUGGGAGAACAAGUCGAAGAUGAACUACGCUCGCUGCUUCCAUAAGAUGAUCUCCCAUAACGGGAAGCUGUACGUGUUCGGGGUGUGUGUGAUCCUCCGGGCGUCAUUCGAGUCGCAGGGCUGCCCAUCCACAGAGGUCUACGACCCUGAGACAGAUGAGUGGACCAUCCUGGCGUCGAUGCCCAUCGGGCGCAGUGGGCACGGUGUGGCGGUGCUGGACAGACAGAUCAUGGUGCUGGGGGGCCUCUGCUAUAAUGGACACUACUCUGACUCCAUCCUCACUUUCCACCCCGACGACAACAAGUGGAAGGAAGACGAGUAUCCCAGGAUGCCUUGCAAACUGGACGGGCUGCAGGUGUGCACUCUACACUUCCCUGAGUACGUCCUGGAGCACGUCCGGCGCUGCAGCUGAGGUCUGGUUCAGUUCAGACUUGCUCCUUUUUAAGGUUUGGGAAUGCCCCCCUUUUUAAGACAGACUUCUCCCACAGGCUCCAGACGGCAGAUGUGGGCCGGGCGGUGGAGGAUAGGUGUUUACAGGUGUGACACUAACGCUCUAACUACACAGAAGCUUCUCAACUAGAGACACAGAAUGGACUAAGAAGUCUCAAAAACCCGAUCCUAGGCAACACCAUGACUAUGGUCUGGUUUUAAUGAUGGAUGCUUUUGGCAUAGUGGAACUACGUCACUGCCUACGCCGAUAAGGUAAAAUAAAUAUUUUGGGGAUUCGCCCAGCAAAUCGCGAGGCAGACAUGCCAGAACAUAGAGAUUCAAAUCCAAAGUUUGCAGGCAAAACUUUUGCAGUGGUUUUACUUAGUUAAGUGUAAAUCCAUUUGAAUUCCAUCACUUCUUGACAGCAUCCCUUUUGAUUUGAACGAAACCUUCCAUAUACAUUUGCAUAUCUUAUAAGCGUUCAGAAAGUGACUUUGUGGACCUGAAUUUCAAAACAUUCAAGGUAAAUGUGCUCAGAGUUAAACCAUUUUGCAUAUGUGCAGUUGAAGUUGGAAGUUUACAUACACCUUAGCCAAGUACAUUUAAACUUUUUUUUUUUUUUUACAAUUCCUGACAUUUAAUCCAAUUUAAAAUUCCCUGCCUUAGGUCAGUUAGGAUCACCACUUUAUUUUAAGAAUGUGAAAUGUCAGAAAAGUAUAUAUUUAAGCUUUUAUUUCUUUCAUCACAUUCCCAGUGGGUCAGAAGUUUACAUACCCUCAAUUAGUAUUUGGUAACAUUGUCUUUAAAUUGUUUAACUUGGGUCAAAUGUUUCGGGUAGCCUUCCACAAGCUUCCCACAACAAGUUGUAUGAAUUUUGGCCCAUUCCUCCUGACAGAGCUGGUGUAACUGAGUCAGGUUUGUAGGCCUCCUUGCUCUCACGCGCUUUUUCAGUUCGGCCCACAAAUUUUCUAUAGGAUUGAGGUCAGGGCUUUGUGAUGGCCACUCCAAUACCUUGACUUUGUUGUCCUUAAGCCAUUUUGCCACAACUUUGGAAGUAUGUUUGGGGUCAUUGUCCAUUUGGAAGACCCAUUUGCGACCAAGCAUUAACUUCCUGACUGAUGUCUUGAGAUGUUGCUUCAAUAUAUCCACAUAAUUUACCUCCCUCAUGAUGAAAUCUAUUUUGUGAAGUGCACCAGUCCCUCCUGCAGCAAAGCACCCCCACAACAUGAUGCUGCCACCCCCGUGCUUCACUGUUGGGAUGGUGUUCUUCAGCUUGCAAGCCUCCCCCUUUUUCCUCUAAACAUAAUAGUCAUUAUGGCCAACCAGUUCUAUUUUUGUUUCAUCAGACCAGAGGACAUUUCUCCAAAAAGUGCGAUCUUUGUCUCCAUGUGCAGUUGCAAACCGUAGUCUUGCUUUUUUAUGGUGGUUUUGGAGCAGUGGCUUCCUCCUUGCUGAGUGGCCUUUCAGGUUAUAGAUAUAGGACUCGUUUUACUGUGGAUAUAGAUACUUUUGUACCUGUUUCCUCCACCAUCUUCACAAGGUCCUUUGCUGGUCUGGGAUUUAUUUUCACUUUUUGCACCAAAGUACAUUCAUCUCUAGGAGACAGAACCCGUCUCAUUCCUGAGCGGUAUGAUGGCUAUGUGGUCCCAUGGUGUUUAUACUUGCAUAUUAUUGUUUGUACAGAUGAACAUGGUACCUUCAAGCGGUUGAAGAUUGCUCCGAAGGAUGAACCAGACUUGUGGAGGUCUACAAUUUAUUUUCUGAGGUCUUGGCUGAUUUUCUUUUGAUUUUCCCAUGAUGUCAAGUAAAGAGGCACUGAGUUUGAAGAUAGGCCUUGAAAUACGUCCACAGGUACACCUCCAAUUGACUCAGGCUAAUUGACAGCAUUUAUCAGAAGCUUCUAAAGCCAUGACAUAAUUUUCUGGAAUUUUCCAAGCUGUUUAAAGGCACAGUCAAUUUAGUAUAUGUAAUCUUCUGACCCACUGGAAUUGUGAUACAGUUAAUUAUAAGUGAAAUAAUCUGUCUGUAAACAGUUGUUGGAAAAAUUACUUGUGUCAUGCACCAAGUAGAUAUCCUAUCUGACUUGGCAAAACUAUAGUUUGUUAACAAGAAAUUUGUGAAGUGGUUAAAAAACGAGUUUUAUUGACUCCAACCUAAUUGUAUGUGAACUUUCGACUUCAACUGUACCUCACCAUACCAUGAGACACCCAUAUCUUCUUCACCACUGGAAAAGAUAACUAUUGAGAUGUAUAUAAUUUGAAGGCUUACAAACAGGGUUGUCAUGCUAUUUUAUAAUUUCUGGGGGUAAUAACUUUUCUAAAUUUUAACAAAUGAUCUAAAAACACGUAAACUCCUAGUCAUAUGUUUUAGCUUCGACCCUAUUUUACGUCCUCUAAGGCUUUGUGACCGCCAUCUGUUGAGAACAUGCUCUUGAAUGCAGAUUGAGUGUCAUGUUUGGGCUGAUAAAAGUACUAAAAUGAGGAAAAAAUUGAAACGUCAACUUUUGAAUGGUACCACAAAGAUGUCCACACAUGUUGAUUUGAAUGGGAAUAUCUGUGUAAGUUAUACUGUCAAUCAUCCAUAGAAAACCUGUUUAAAUCAUAGAAAUAUGGAAAUUAAAAUAGAUUUGACCAUUUUAAGUUGACAUUCUAUGGUGGGUAGACGGGCUAGUAAUUUAGAAGUAAAAAUGUUGUUUCAAUUUCAAUGGUGUACCAUCUAAAUUGCAGUGGUCUGUAGAGAUAGAAUGGACCUAUGAUUGAAAUGACACCCACCCUGUAUUUAAGAGCACGCUGUUUAUCAACCGAUGGUGGGCACAACAACUUCAUGUGAAAUAGGGCCUAAGCUACAACAUAUGCGAAUAUAAAAACAAUAGUAAAUAGCUUUUAAAUGAUAUCGAACUCAACUGUUUCUCUUUUCCAGUGAAGAAGACAUGGAUGUCUUAUGGUAUGGUGGAGUAUGCACAAUGGGUCAAUUUUCAGCACCUUUUAAGUCAAAUCUAAUUUUAUUGCUCACAUACACAUUAUUUAGCAGAUGUUAUUGUGGGUGUAGCGAAAUGCUUUUUCAGGUCCAAAAAGACACUUCCUGACCACUUCUUCCAUGGGCAAACAUGUAUGGAACUUUUUGUAUAAAUUGAAAGGGAUUCUGUCAAAGUGGUUAAAUUCAAAUGUUUUUAUCGUUAAGGUAGUUCAUGCAAACUAGCCACUUGCAAAAAGGCACUCCUUAAAAACAGCUUCCAUAAUUUCCAUUUUGCUAGCUACUAUUUAGUUGUUUUUUAAAACAGAGAAAGUAGUGAUGUUGACUGACAUAGUUCCUCUUUGCCAAAAGAGUCCUGCAUUGAAACUAGACCCAAGUCACUGUUGUACGAGACUAAACAUGCCAUAGUAAUCUGUCCUACUCACGGGCAGAAAAGGUAGACUCGCUUGUGAUCAUUGGUGGUGGGUAACUCAAGCUGAUCAUUUUCAAAAUUAGCUUUCUCAGAAGAAAUUGAAAAAUAUUGAGAGAAUGUUUUUCAUGAUUUAGCUGGUUUAUUUUGGACUGAGGUCAGUUUCAUAUUGUUGUAAUUAUUAUGAUUCAGUUUCAACCUACAGUCCUCUGAACCCUCUGUCUGUCUCUCCACCAUGUGAUGUCAUGCAGUUUCUUUGUAACCCCCUCUCUGAGUCUGGGGAUCUGGAGCGCGUGUGUGUGUGUGUGUGUGUGUGUGUGUGUGUGUGUGUGUGUGUGUGUGUGUGGAUAAAUGAAUGAGCAGAAUGAGGAAAAAAAAGUAUGCACACAUCAUACUAGUGGGCAUGUGAGAAAGUUCAUUUUUAGUGACGAAGAGGAUGGUCAUGGUGAUGAUUUAGUGCUGUCAUGACUACAUUGCAAUAACACUGUUGAUCUGCUGACUGAGAGAACCAUGUCAGAGGUCAGGAACAGGGCCGGCUACAGGCAAAGCGGUCACUUGGGUCAAGGUUUCCCCAAUUUGGUCCUGCCCCCCCCCGGUUGCAUGUUUGGGUUUUUGCCAGAGCACUACACAGAUUAUUUAAAUAAUCAAAGCUUGGUGAUGAGUUGGUGAUUUGAGUCAGCUGUAGUGCUAGGGGGAAAAACUAAACGUGCACUCAGGGAGGACCUCAGGACUGGGUUUAAGAAACUAUAUAUAUUUUUUUAGGAACUCAGUCUGUGUCUAAAUUUACUGUUAAGAGAAUAAUAGAAUGCUCAAGGUGCAAACAAGUUUCCUCUUUAUCAUCACUCGCUAGGUUUCCAUCCAAUUGGCGACAGAUUUUCAUAUAUUCUAAAAUCCACGUAAAAACAAUAUACUGCAUUUUCCCACCAGAAAUGUGUUUCCAUGAAAUUGACUCUUUGCAGUUAAAAGGCUGUGCGUGAUGACAUAGUACACAUAAACAUAUAUUUUGCGAUUAGAUUCCCAUGUACCGAAUACAAUUUUUAAAAAUAUAGAAGUUCAAUUCAAUGUGUUUCCAUCACAUUUCAACUCUACUGAUGGUUUUCUCACAAAACAUGUUGCUCUAUAUAGCGAGUGUGUCCACUCUGGUACUGACACGCGUGCUCUAGCCAACAGCUCGCCAAUAAAUUGCUGGUAUAGCCUACAUCAGGGAUGGGUAACUCUCGUCCUCAGGGGCUGGACUGGUGUCACUUUCCCCAUCCCUAGCCAACACGGCUGAUGAAACUAAUUCCAUUCUAAACCGAAGAUCAUGAUUAGUUAGUUAUUGGUGUCAGAUGUGUUAGCUGGGGCUGGGGAAAAAGUUUGGCACCAAUCAGGCCCCAGAGAACUGGAGUUUCCCAUCCCUGGCCUACGUGAUGAGAUUAUUAUGGAUCAAAUUGUGGAUUAUUUGUAUUUGACAAACGGCAGCCAAGCAUUGAUGAUCAUGUCACCAGAAUAAGACCCUUGAUUAUUUAUUGGAAAGGAGCAUCAAGCUCAUCACUGCAUGUUCACCACCCUGUGAAGUUCAUCAUAACUUAUUUAAUCUGUAGCCUAAUAAACUGCAUGGUUUCCUGACGAGUUGUAGUGGGAGGACCACACAUGUCAUCGCGGGACUUCAAGUGUACUAAGAUAUGAUGGUUAUUAUAUUCAUAUUUGCGCAUAAAAGGUUUAAACUGCAUAAUUCAUUUUUCCCAACACAAAAAGGUCCCACCAUAUCUAACAUAUUUGGUUUUGUCGACAUUUGGAAAGUUUACCGACCAAUUUUCUGUUUCCAUCAGGCUGUCCUGACAUUUUCAAUCCAACGUACCUUACUCGCAUAAAAAGGUUAGAUGGAAAUCUGGUUAGUUUUAGUCACUCAAUUAGCCAUGUCAGCUAAUAUUAUUUUGAUUGUAAGUCUAUCCAGUCAUCUAAACCUGUAGUAAUCAUGGCCAAAUACCGACCGGGCAUGUAGGGCACGUGCCCAGGGGCCUUGACCUCCAGGGGGGCACCUCUGCUCAGAGUGUCUGCAGUUAUGUUUUUGUUCACAUAAAACAGUUUUACCUCCGAUUUGCUUAGUUUAAAUACUCCAGGCCACAAGGUGGCACUAGCUUGUGUCGGUUGACUAGCAAGCUGCGCUAAUUUUGUUACUAGCAAGAAUUUGAAGUAAGCCCUACAAGUCUCGCUUAGGGCCCAACCAAAUCUCGCUUUGGGCGCCCAAAAGGCUAGAGCCGACCCUGGUCAGGGAUGACAAUUGUUAAGGUCCUGGUCUCUCUGGCAGUACUGUAUGUAAGAUUACACUUGAUUUAUUGACGUUAACUCUGUCUGCUUUGAGUGUUACUGUUACUGACUGCUGAAGGGUUUUUUUGCAAGGUAGGAGUAGGGUGUUGGCCACAAAUGUACUAGAAACAACUUUUGAAUAAAAAAAUAAAAAAAAAAAAGUUGAUACAGAAAAAUAAGAUGAGUUUACAUUAAAGAUGAACUUGAAAUGGACAUGGCGUUCCUUACUCAAUACUCCCAGUAAUGCAACACCAUGAACUAUUUUUGCCUUCUAAUCAAGAGUUGAUAUCUUGAGCGUCAGUUAUCUGGCUUGCUUAUUAAUCCUACUUUGUGAAACCCUACCCUGACCGUAGUCCUGUCUGCCUCUGUCUGACUGACUGAGCCAGUUGCAGCGAAUGAACCUGCUCAUCUCUAUCUCAUUCUUCUUUUCAUGAGCAACAAUGAAAAGGGCUAAAACACAUUAUUCUGCAGUUCUGUCUGUCAGCCUUUUUUUAUGUGUGUUUAUCUAACACCCAUCCACCACCAGGUAACUUGGUGUGAUUGUGGUUUAGAAUAUAAUGUUGAUAUGAUUUGCAUUGCAUUAGGUCAUGGUCUUUAUGAUGCUUUUAGAGAGGGAGAGAGAGAGAGAUUGUGCCACUUGUUCUGUGCUAUACCUCCCUCUUCUCUCCUUCCUCUCCUCUAUGCAACAUCCUCCUGCGUACAUUCAUGGUUUUAUUCAGUAAAACCCACAAGUGCAGUAUUUAUGCAGUAGCUUACAAACAUACCUUUCCCCGCACAGUCAGAUAAAGUCUCAGAGCGGUUUGCGGUACUGUAGAAAUAACAGGUAGACCCCCCCCCCCUCACAGGUAGAUGUCUCCAUUUGGCAGAGUAAUAUGUGUGUGUGCUGUAGGCAGUCAUGUUAACAGUCUCAGUUUACACAUCACAAAGGCAGGUUAGAUUUAAUAUGGUCUUCUCCCAUCUCUGUUUGUUUUGUAUCAAUGUAUAUUUUCCCAUGUGAAAAUUACUAUCAAUAUCAUGAACUCUAAGGCCCAGUUGGUUUCCCAGACGUAAGGCUGCUUCUGGACUAAAAAGCAAUGUGCAAUAGAGAAUCUCCAUUGAAAUCGGUUUUUGGGUCCAGGAAUAGUAUGCUUCUGGCCAAAGGGCCCAUAUUAUGCCAAACUCUUGUCUUCAAUCUGCUGUCUCUGCUGGUCAACAUGUGUAUCUACUACUCCUGCUGUUUUUAUUUUGGACAUGGCCUGCCUGUCUGUCAUUGCUCAGCAUUUAAUCCUCAUCAGCCCUCAGUCUCAGUAGGAUAAAAUAAUAGAAUAUUGAGGAUAAAAAUACCAUGUAUGAUGACUAUUUGACAAAAAAAUGAAUAGAUAAACAAUGUAUUUACUAUAAUCUGAGUAGACACUGCUAUUUGGAACACUUUGUAAUUUCUAUCCAGAAAUAAAUGUUCAUACUGUUCAG
Messenger RNA from Oncorhynchus masou masou (cherry salmon), 9356 nucleotides. RefSeq names its product kelch-like protein 15. Gene Ontology annotation, cellular component: nucleus; Cul3-RING ubiquitin ligase complex. Lineage: Eukaryota; Metazoa; Chordata; Actinopteri; Salmoniformes; Salmonidae. The record is from RefSeq and is a predicted model, not a curated record. Gene Ontology annotation, biological process: nuclear protein quality control by the ubiquitin-proteasome system; protein ubiquitination. Gene Ontology annotation, molecular function: protein binding.